AUGUCUGCAUUCAACGGUCUCCCCACCAACUAUCUCAUGAGAGAAGACUGCAUCAGGCUGGUAAAUGAUCACUACGAUCUGUUCUUCGAGUUCCUGCCUUUUAUAGAGGUGGGACCGAAGCCUACAGCUAUCUUGACCGAUCCGCAGGGUACUGUCGUCCUUUGGGCUCAGAACACUUUACCAAGGACGGAAUGGGUUGACAUGACUCACUUUGGUGUUCGUCGCACAUUGUUUGAGCUGGCGGACAGUGGUGCAUUCUGUGAUGAAUACCAAAUGAUCAGGUAUCAGUUCAUGCCACCAUUCGUCUAA
Fusarium poae is the source of this 309-nucleotide messenger RNA. RefSeq lists its product as uncharacterized. NCBI's taxonomy places the organism in Eukaryota, Fungi, Ascomycota, Sordariomycetes, Hypocreales, Nectriaceae. The record is from RefSeq and is a predicted model, not a curated record. The transcript has a single exon. Bases 1 to 309 code for a protein of 102 amino acids.